Messenger RNA from Drosophila subpulchrella, 1614 nucleotides. RefSeq names its product E3 ubiquitin-protein ligase Iruka (gene Iru). Gene Ontology annotation, molecular function: ubiquitin protein ligase activity. The record is from RefSeq and is a predicted model, not a curated record. The coding region runs from base 247 to 1401 and encodes 384 amino acids. Lineage: Eukaryota; Metazoa; Arthropoda; Insecta; Diptera; Drosophilidae. Gene Ontology annotation, biological process: positive regulation of DNA-templated transcription; ubiquitin-dependent protein catabolic process; protein ubiquitination. Gene Ontology annotation, cellular component: cytoplasm; nucleoplasm. The transcript has a single exon.
UCGCGUCUUCUACGCCAAAGGCCACUUUAAAAGGGCCUUAUUUAUAGAAAAAUUAAGUUCUCUGACUAAAAUUCCCAAUAGUUUUGUACGAACCCAAUGACCGGCGUGGAGACAGGUGUGCGUACCACGUCCUCCUCUGUGUAAAGCAACGUCUAGAGCCGCCGGCGAGCAACAACACCCAGAAGGCGACAAUCUUGCACAAUCGCCAGCCGAGUCGUUGCCAGGAAAUAAAGGAGCUGCCGCAGGAUGGCCGAGGCAAUGGUGGUGGAGGACCGGUCCGCGGAGUCCAAGCGCUUCUUCUGCCACAUGUGCAACGUGGAGAUCAACAUUCCCAACUCGGAUUUCACCUGCCCGCUGUGCGCCAAUGGUUUCGUGGAGGAGUUGCCGGCGAAUGCACCGGAGAUGGCUACUCCGGCUGCUGGGGCCUCUAGCGGCGCUAGAUCCGGAAGCAGUGGCAGUGGUAGUGGCUCCUCCGGCUCCCAUGACACACUGAGCAGGGGCAGCUCCUCGGGCGGAUCUCAGGUGAAUGUGGAAUCGCUGCGCAACGAUAUUGUUUCGCUGCUGAACAUGCGGAAUGUGCCCAAUUUGGAGAUCACCAUCGAGCCGAACAGGCGACACAGCAAUGUUCUGCACCUGGGCGGCUUCGGCGGACCCUCGGGCAGUGGCUCUGGUGGCGGCCUCACCGCCGGCGGACGUGUGCGUCCGGCCAAUCUGGACAGACUGGACAAUGUGCUCUUUGAUUUUCUGCAGAGCCUGCCACUGGCCGGAGCCACGGCAGAAAUAGUAACCGGACCAGGUGGAGGAGGAGUCGGUGGUAGCGGCAAUUCGCAUAUGUUCUUCAUGGGCAACCCCGGAGAUUACGCGUGGGGCCGCGAGGGACUGGACACAAUUGUCACCCAAAUGCUCAACCAGAUGGAGACCUCAGGACCGCCGCCGUUGUCGGAACAGCGUAUUAACGAGAUACCAAAUGUGCAGAUCAGUGCCGAGGAGGUGGAUCGGAAGAUUCAGUGCUCCAUCUGCUGGGAUGACUUCAAGAUAGACGAGACGGUACGCAAGCUGCCCUGCUCGCACCUGUACCAUGAGAACUGCAUCGUGCCAUGGCUCAGUCUGCACAGCACCUGUCCCAUUUGCCGAAAGUCACUUGCGGACGAUGGCAGCGAGGCCGACGACGAGUUCGUAAUGCUCGAUGGAUUUGGCCCAGAGAUGGGGGCCGAUGGCACCAAUUCCGCCAGGAGCUCGGCCAGCACCGCCACAGGAACGGACAAUCCAUUGCCGGCCAAUAACACCGGCAGACAGACCACGGCGGACAGUAGCCAAGCGCGAGCCGAUGCCGCUAAUCCCGCCCAGCCAGCACGCAACAACGUCUUCACCUUUGACGAUGACAACAUGUUUCUGGACUAGCUGGGAAUGAGGCAGUGAAUCGAAGUGUAACGAAGAUCGAUUGAUAUUCAAAAUUAAGCCAAAUAUUGGCAGCGGCUUUAGAAGUUUAGCCCUAAAACAUAAUUAUUCAUAUUAUACUAGUUUCUCCUCACGCUUAAUUUUGUUGUUGUUCAAAAUAACGAUUUGUAAUAAACAACACGGAAAGUAUGAUUCCGUUGGCUCUGCAAAAAUCAA